CUCAUCUCAAGAACAAUAGGAGAAGGCUCGAAUGAUCUUCGCGCCACCUCUAUCUCAUCCCCAAGAAUUUCAUCAACUCUCAUCAUCAACAUGCAGCAUCUUCACUGUUUUUGUUGUUCUAGGGAAGUACUUACCUCUUUUUUCGUCUAACGAAGAAAAGAAGGAAGACAGCUUGCGAACUAACUUCUUCGAUUGGGGACACUACUACUACUACCACAGGUCUGCCUGAUCGUUACUCAUCAACAUCACGAACAUCAUUUUUACAUCAAGAAGAUGGUUCUUUGUGCACCACUGGCUGCUUGCUUUUUAGCAAGUUCCAGCGCGGAUUCUUCCUGCUGUGAUGAAGGAGCACUUGAGGGAGCACCAUUCGUGAAAGUAUCCUUCAACCCGAGCUUUGAUAAUUACGGCAGCGGUGGUCAAUUAUUAUAUUCAGUUUAUUCCAAAUACAGUCGUGCAGCAGUGUGCACGUUGUGUGCUAUUAUCUCGUAUGGUGCAGUCGCUGCGUAGCUUCGUUCGUAUGUACUGUUACCGAAACCUAACCUGUGCACUUUGUUCUUAAUUAUUACUAAGUGAUCCUCUGGCUUUAUUUUUUAGUUCAGGAGCAAAGUGCUCCCUAGGAACUAUCCAUCCUUCACGUUCACCUUCACAUUGAAUAAAUGAUCCGAUCUUGGUAGGUACUGCUCUUUUUUACCCAAGAAUAUAGAUCUUGGCACUCGUUUCCGGUACUAGAGGAGAACAAGGAGUACUCCCAUACUACUAGAAGAAAAUAACAAGGUAUGGGCGUCUGCUUUUUUGGUACUUUUUUCAUCGCAGAAAAAUAUUAGAAUGCUACUUACUACACGGGAUGAAAAAGUAGCAGAGGCUAAUAGUAUACGUACUAGAAGAUCUUGGUACUCUCUUCAUCGCAUACCGUACCUAGAACUUGGUGCUGACUACUCUUAAAUUCUAUUCAUCCCAUGACCGCUCCGCAUGCCAUAGAAUUAGAAUAUACAUAGAAUUAGAAGAUGAAGAGGCUUGAUCACCCACAAAUAAUCAUCAUAGCCUCUUCAUCCAUACAUAGAAUUCAAAAAAAAUCUACCAAUUAGAACAACUACCCGCCCUUGCCAGGCACAUCAAUCCAUGAGUCAAGCAAUGCCUGACUAGACUACUUGACGUUACAACUACUUCUUCCAACAACGACCUCAUGCCAGGCACAUCAAUCAAUCAAUCAAUCAAUCACAGGGGAUGCUGAAAAGUUUAAGCUGCUCUAGACUCUAAUAUAAGGUGAUCUCACCAGGGAGCUGGGACCUGCAGUAUGGAACCAUUAAGGCUGAUGUAUGUAGUUUCGUCUUCAAUCGUAAAUCCUUCUGAAACUAACAGAGCGCAGACACUUGCAUACUCCUCUCCCAAAUUCUUUCUUCCUCUCCCAAAUUCUUGUUCCUCUAGAAGAAGCUAGAGCUUUUUAUAAGAAGCUAGAGUUAAUACUUUCUAGAAACUCACCUGAAGUAGGAUCCCACUAGUUCUUGACUUCCUUGAAGUAGGAUACUCCUAGUUCUUGACUUCCUUGAAGUAGGAUCCUAGCGCUAGUUCUUGACUUCCUUGAAGUAGGAUCAUACUAGCACUUGAAGUAGGAUCCGAUUACUUGUUUUACUAGAAGUCUUCUAGAAUCUACUAACAGAAUUUUCCUCAACAUCAAGUAGUUCCCUCAUCUAAAAAAUGUGCGGACUUUGGGAAAAAUCACGCGGCGAAGCUCUUUGACUCAAAAAAGCCCGAGAAGGCCAAACGGAAACCAUUCAAUUAUGGCUAGUAUAUUAGAACUAGACGAGGUGAAGUACUAGCUUUUUACGUUGUGAUACCUAGCUACUCGUAAAAUAUGUAGACAGGUCUUUUAUAGGACUAAGAAAACGCGUGAGGCGGCAGGGUCGCGCGCGAACAUAAUAAUAAUAAUAAUAAUAACUAUCCUGAUUUGAUUUGAUUCAGACCUCUACUCCUAUUUCGAUUUCCACCAUGAUUAUAUUCUUUUUCCGAGGUAGUUGAGGUAGAAGGUGUCACGACUUCAUCUACAACAUUAAAACUUCUAGAUGAAGUACUAGUGAAAGAAGAUGGCGUUUGAUAACUGUCUCGUCGACCCAAUACCCAGAGCCUAACAAGGAACUACAACUAGGUUGUGUCGACCUAGUUUCUUAGGCUUUGGUCUCAAAACUGAUUUGGCAGGUCACUCACUCCACUGCAUUACAAGAACAGCAUACUUUUUGGGUGUGAAAAGUGUUGAAGAAGGGAUCUCCCGGACAAGAAGAGGAUCUCCCGGACAAGAAGAGCACAGAUUUGGAGGGGGCUGAAGCUUCUAAUGCUUAAGGCGAAGAGCAUCAAUAAUUUGACUUUACUAUGAUGUGCGGAGGCGGACUUAAUAUUUAUUUGACUGAUGUCCUCGGCCUCGCUACAUUCUUACUCCUUCGAAAUACUGAUCUUAGAAAGUCCUAGGUCCAUCUCAGAUUUGAGGCACUCUUGACAGUUUCUCUGACUUAAAAAUCCUAAUUAAUAGUAAUUUCUGUGUCCUGUAUCUACAACAAGUCAGCCUCCUGCUCUAUAGUACUUUGAUGUGCCAGAUUUAGUGCGGUCUUCUGAAAGUUCUUGAAGUUUAGGCCCUCUGCGCGAUCCUUUGGUCUUCCUCGGUUCCCGAGAAGACCUCCUGUUCAUCAUCACUUUUUAGGUGGGCUACUUAUAAUCAUGUGGAUAUGUGAUGAAGAAAAAGCUCUUAUUUUUCCCUAGAAGUAGUCGUUACUCAUAGGAGUGUUAGUAAUGUGUGUAGACAUUUUUUACAAGUUAUAUACCAAUGAUUCUUGUUCGUAGUUCCUUGAUGUGCUGCAUGUGCUAUCUUCUUCUAGAAUUAUAUCAUAGACAUUGUUCGCCUCUAAAAGAGAAGGAGUUUUCCGUUAUUUUAGUUAGAAUCCAUUAUGGAUGACGCCGAAAUAUCCAUUAUCGAUGACUCAAAAAAAUAAAACACCAUCUUCUUGGACAAGAUCACGAAACAACAACCCCUAACCAACCCUAUAGUGAAUGCUUCCACUCAUUGAGAGCGUCGAUAUGGGAAUGUCGUCCCCCCUUGGCCUUCUCACUUGGGAACGGCGUUUCCACGUCUUCGCUCUCCUUGAGAAGUGGCGCCAAACAUGUGAGCUAAUCGGAAUUUCAAUCCUGUUGCUGUUGCUCUCGUCAGGAUCCAAAAACAAGGAAAGAAGAAAUACUGCAGCAAUCUAGGAAAAGGACGAUCCCCAUCUCUACACUGUCAACUCCUACCCUAUCCCCCCCUUCUAGAAAAGUACAGUUUCAAAAGAAUCCUCCUGAUGUUGUCGCGUCAUGAUAAUGGAACUCUCUCUCCAUUCUCUUCACCUUCUUCUAACUCAGAAGGAAAACAUUAUCGACGAUACUGAUGACGACGCAUAUUUGAGGAAUCGAUGGGCUUAUGCUACUAUGGAGCACGCCUGUCUCGAAUUCACAGAUCAAGUGAAACUGGUACUAUUUUUUUAACCACUAAGAAACCGUGGUAUCUGUAGUUUACUAAACUAGAAUUACUUUAGACUAUCUAAGAUAGUCUAUCUUCACAGGAGGUGACGCUUGUACUAUUUUUUUAACUAGUACUAUAGUGCUUACUUUACUAUCACAGGAGACCACGUGAGUGUAAAGUAAGCUGAUACAACGAUUAAGAGCUGUAGUUUUUUUCACCACGAAGUGAGCGUGAAGCCGUGGCACAUUGUACAACUUGCUUCUUCUAUUAAGAAGUAGAUAAUAUAACUUCUUCUAUAAUUGAGAACUGCUUCUAUAACUUCUUCUAUUAAGAAUCUUCAAUUAGCAUAAUAAAUAUAAAAGUGCACUACUAUUGUACUAUUCUUGUUUUCUUCUUUUAUUGAUGGUUUCUACAGGACAACGACAAUCCACUACUAUUGUACUAUUCUUGUAGUUUUCUAUUGAUUUAUAACUUUCCUAUCUUAUCCUAUCUUAUCCCCUAUCUUAUCCCCUAUCUUAUCCCCUAUCUUAUCCCCUAUCUUAUCCCCUAUCUUAUCCCCUAUCUUAUCCCCUAUCUUAUCCCCUAUCUUAUCCCCUAUCUUAUCCCCUAUCUUAUCCCCUAUCUUAUCCCCUAUCUUAUCCCCUAUCUUAUCCUAUCCUACCCUGUCUUAUCCCCUAUCUUAUCCUAUCUGCAGGACAAUCCAAGAUUGGCCGCGUUGGGAAGGGGAAAGAAAAACUUGCGCGGCGGGGAAGGGGCAGUGGAACGUACUUACGGAGGCCAAACACACUCGUCAAGAACAGAUGCCAGCAACAGUUGUCUUAAAUUGUUCAACAUUUUCCUCUAAUUAUGGCUAGAAGAAAUCCAUCUUUUCGUUAGCCAGCAUCUUCGGCCCGUUUUCUAAAGGGAAAGGGUCACCAAUAUGCUCUACAAGAUGGAUUUCUUCUAGCUCAAAUCUAAGUAGCAUCGCGAUCGUUUUCCUUCACGAUCAUUUUCCUUCACUUCAUCCACCUGCUCCUGAACCCGAUCAUGCCCUUCGCGAUCAUUUUCCUUCACUUCAUCAUCCACCUGCUCCUGAAUCCGAUCAUGCCCUUCGCGAUCAUUUUCCUUCAUUUCAUCCACCUGCUCCUGAACAUUAUAGAUCUUUCCUUACCUCAGUCUUUCCUUUGCACCUCAAAAUGAGAAGUAUGUAGGUACGACAGCAAUCAAAAGCUUCCCUGUUACACUUAUACCUCAAGAGCAUGAGUAGGUUGUACAUCUUCAAUCAUUUUCUUCUAAUGUUGCGUCGGAUUUUACCGUGGCGAAUACAAGGGUAAACUGGGAACACUAAAGCGCGGCGGGAAGUGGGCGAUCGGAGGCCUGGGGCAAGUGGGUAAAGUUGGAGCGUUCGUUCUCGGAUUAAGGCCGCUAACAUUGAUUAAGUUAGUAUGUCCUAUCGCGACUUGUCUGUUUGCAACAGAAAGCUAUCACUUGCUAUAAGUUGACUGAUGAUCUUACUGUUAUUCUGUGAAGCUUUCACAGGCCACCAGGUAUCCGAACAAACCUAAGCUAACCUAUAAGCCUAACCAUUCAGUAGGUACUAGCCUGAUAUAGCUGAUGCUCAGCAAGGGAUCUACCUCGUCCCCAACAAGGAAACGUGGCUUCGUGCUUUUAUCAAUAUCUUCUGGAGUGGGUACAUUCAUUCAUUCAUUCAUUCAUUCUGAUAUUAGAUUCUCAUUCUUUUCUAAUUUCCCAGGCUGCGAACGUUGCAUUUGGCAGUGCAGUUCCCUUACGGCACCACGCACUGAGUCUUGAGGCACAUUCACUUCUCAUUCAUUUUUCACUGGGCUGAGAGCUUCUUUCUCAACUGGAGAAAGAACAAAGCUUCUGCCAAGGAUGGUGGUCUCACAACAUCAAGAUAACCCAUGCUGUGCCUCCUGUCGGCACAGGUUCUAAGCUUUCUACUAGAUAAUUAUUGUUAUUGAUCCCGAACAGCAACAGAUCUUCUUCACCAUCAUCUAGUACUUCAAGUAGCCGUUGGUGAUGAAGAACAUGCUGGCGUCACAUCUUGACCAUCUACUUCUUGACCAUAGCAGGGCUCUUUGUUGUAGUUUCAUCUCGUCUCCAUUGUUUUCUGCAUUAAUCCUUGUCUCCAAGGUUGAUAAAAAAAGGAAAGUAAAGAAGUGAAAAAAUUAGAACUAACUGCACAAGCACUGUAAUUUUCCAUCCUUUCGGGAACAGCCUAGCCCACACGAGGCCCGGGCUGUGUUCUACAUCUUCUACCCCUGUUAUAAUAGAUAAAAGAUGCCCCAGGCAGCGACCCUCCAAACAAAGCAGGAUAGCUCGUCUAAUGCAGGCUUUCGUGAUCAAUGGCCUUAUCCUUGCGCUCUCCAUCGCGACAAAUAAGUAUCUCGGCCGUGUUGUAACCCUCACAACUGAUGUUACGGCACCUCAUUCACCGAAUUCAUUGUACUUGUUGCAUAGUACUAGUAGGUAGUAACUUCUACUACAAGUACAACUAGUAGAGAUGAUAGAGAUAAAAGAGCAGUAGACGAAGAUGAUGCAUUGACCUAACCUAACCUCUCCUUCACCUAACCCUUCAUCUUCUAGAUGCGCAUGCGACUGUGCAAAUCUCUCGAUCAUGUGCCUUCUUGGACUUUCUCCUGUACCACUUGUUCUCUGUUACAUUUUUUUUUUUAGAUUUAUAGACAUAGUACUAGUAUUAUGUAGAAGUGCGUUUUCUAGUGUAUUUUUAUAAAUAUUUAUACUUCUUUCAAUCGUCCACUGCAGCUUCUACGUCCUAGAAAGCUCUUUCUUUCCCAAGGCUUCAGAGCUUCUUUUUCCAGUGUUGUAGCCUGCUACUAUGUAGCUUUUUUAGAUUGUGCUAUGUCGCUUCUUUCCACUGUACCAUAUUUAUAGCUUCUUUCCACUAUCAUUAUAUAGCUAAACUCUCUCUAGACUCGUCUAUUUCUAGACUUGUCUACUUAUUUCAUUCCGUAAGUAUUAAAACUCUUUUGCUACUAGAAGAUUUAGUACUAAUUAUAAAUAUACUCGUCCUUCCAGCCAUUACAAUCAAUCUCGUCUAAGAUUCCGUUCAGGUGGAAGGAGGCUGGAGCUCCGUGUAAGAGCGAUAACGGCCGUGCAAAGAAGUACGGCAGGAAAGCCGCAGCACUUCUCAGUUCCGGCACCUGUCAGCCAUACACGUUGUUAAGGCUCAAAAAUAGUGCGACAAGAUGCGCUACAUUUUUAUGUACCAGUAGAUUUACAUUCACACGUAGACGUACAUUGUUUAGAAGACAUUCACACGCAGACGUACAUUCUUUUGAUGAAUUACUAACACAGUACACAUUAAUUAGUUAAUAACUACUGAUGUAUGGAGUUAACAUAAUGUAGCGCACAAAUAAGUUGUGUAAAGUCAGUUAUAGUCAUGUACGGGGGUCUUACUCGCCCCAGGGUGGUUGUUUAAUUGAGUGAUAAACCGUUUAACCAGGUACUUAAAAAAGUGAGGGGGAAGAAGCAUCAACAGUAGCUAUACUGGGGGGACGAAGCAUUGUCCCCAUUCAUGAUAGGAUAUGAUCUCUAGAACAGGUGAAUGAAUGAAUGAAUGAAUGAAUGAGUGAAGGAGUCGCGUCAUCGUCUAACCUGAGUCACAGACGCAGAAGCACCAAAGGGAGCUCAGCAAGCUCCUCAGGAUGUUAAGGCUCCUUUCCCUAAUCCGUCUCAUCUGCAGGAUAUGAGAUUGUAUCCAUCAUCUCCACAUCAUAUCCAUGCGGGUCCCAAUUAUAGAAAGAAGGGGAAUACUGGUGUCUGAAGAAACAUAAGUGCAAACGCGUUUAUUGUUCCACCGGCGGGAUUAUUUCCAGAGAAGAUCAAGUGAAACUGGUUCCGUAGUAGCAUAAGCCCAUCGAUUCCACAGAGGUCUAAGGAUCCCCAGGCUGAGGAUGGUGACCGAGCUGCAGGACCCAAGCAGUACAUGGUCAUGCAUUGCGUUAUUGGAGUUAAGGACUCAUCUCUAUUACUAUCGUCUGAGAGCAGGCGUGCCUUUUGCCACCUUUGCCACCGUGUAACUAUAUGACCACCUUCUGUUCUUUUCAAGGGUAUCAUAUGAGCUUUUUUUUUCAAGGGUCAGGC
Molecule: messenger RNA, 7588 nt
Organism: Amoebophrya sp. A25
Lineage: Eukaryota; Dinophyceae; Syndiniales; Amoebophryaceae
Source: the annotation of a GenBank genome assembly